AUGUAUUUAUUACUUACAGUUGAUAUUAAAUGUAUAAAUGGAAAAGCAAAGCAUCGAUUAUCUAUUAUAAUUUUAUUAAUUUUAAUACUUUUUCUUCUAUCAAGUAUUAUUGCUGGAUUGUUUUUUGGUUUAAAAAAAGAUAAAAAAAAUUUGCUAUCAGAUGAUAAAUGUGAAUUAGAUCAUGAAUCGUAUUCAGUUAAUGGAUCAUCAAAAUUAGGAAAAUAUGAUCGAGCUGCAGUAGCUGUUGAUAAUGAAGAAUGUUCUAAAAUAGGCAAAUCAAUUUUAUUAAAAGGUGGAAAAGCAGUUGAUGCAGCUAUUGCAUCUUCUCUUUGUAAUGGGAUUUUAAAUGCACAUUCAAUGGGAAUUGGUGGAGGAUGUGUUUUGAUUAUUUAUUCAAAAAAACAUGGAAAAGCAUUUAGUAUUGUUGAACGUGAAAAAGCUCCAUUAAAUUCAAAUAAAACAAUGUUUCAAGGAAGAGAAAAUAUGUCACUUAUUGGUGCAUUAUCAAUUGGAACACCUGGAGAAUUAUUAGCAUAUCGAAAAGCAUAUGAAUUAUUUGGUGGAGGAGUUUCAUGGUCAACACUUUUUCAACCAACAAUUCGUUUAUGUGAAAAAGGUUUUAAUGUUAGUCGUACUCUUGCUUUUGCAAUUAAUCAAAAUAAAAAACAUAUUAUUAAUGAUACACAACUUAGAGAAAUAUUUCUUAAAAAUAAUUUAACAAAUGAACUUUAUGGUGAAGGAGAUUUAAUGAAAAGAAUAAAAUUAGGCAAAACUUUACGUCAAAUAUCUCAAUAUGGUAUUAAAACAUUUUAUUCAGGAAAUCUUUCACAUAAAAUUAUAUCAGAAAUACAAAAAAGAGGUGGAAUAUUAACAUUAGAUGAUCUUCGUCAAUAUGAUUUAGAUAUUCGAGAAGCAUUAUCAAUAAAUUUAAAUAAUUCAUUAAAAGCUUUUACAAGUUCAUCUCCAUCAAGUGGUCCUAUUCUUGCAUUGAUUCUUCAAAUUAUUCUUGGAUAUAAAUUUGAAUCGAAUGAUCUUAAUCAUAAUGAAACCGCAUCACUUUUUUAUCAUCGAUUAAUUGAAUCAUUUAAAUUUGCUUUUGCUAAACAAUCGAAUUUAGGUGAUCCACAACAAAUUCAUCUGAAAAAUUUUAUUUCAAAUUUAACAUCACAACAAUAUGCAAAUCUAAUUAGACAAAAAAUCAAUGAUUUAAAAACUUUUGAUGAAGAAUAUUAUAAAGAUAACAAUAACGAAAUAAAAACAAAUGAUGGAACAGCUCAUAUAUCAAUUGUUGAUCAAUAUGGAGAUGCUGUUGCUAUAACAUCAACAAUAAAUACAUAUUUUGGUUCAAUGAUUGUUGGUGAAGAGACAGGAAUUAUUUAUAAUAAUGAAAUGAAUGAUUUUUCAAUUUCAACAAAAGAAAAUUAUCAUGGAUUAAAAUUUUCAAAAAAUAAUUUUAUUUCACCUGGAAAAAGACCAAUAUCAUCACAAUCUCCAUUAAUUAUUAUUGAUAAUAAUAAACAAAUUCGAUUAGUUAUUGGAGCUAGUGGAGGAUCGAAAAUUUUAACUAGUAUUGCUCAUGUUACUUUACUUAAUUUAUUAUUUAAUAAAAAUAUCAAAGAAUCAAUUGAUCAUUCAAGAAUUCAUCAUCAUUUAUCUCCAAAUCAAAUUAGUUUUGAACGAAAUUUUGAUCAAAAUAUUUUAAAUGAACUUAAACGUCGUGGACAUAAAAUGAAAUGUAUACCUUAUGGAGGUUCAAUUGUUCAAGCUAUUGAAUGGCGUCAACAAGAAAAACAAUAUUGGGCUAAUUGUGACAUUAGAAAAGGGGGAAAUCCUCAUGGAUAUUAA
Adineta steineri is the source of this 1845-nucleotide messenger RNA. Lineage: Eukaryota; Metazoa; Rotifera; Eurotatoria; Adinetida; Adinetidae. The record is from the annotation of a GenBank genome assembly.